AUGGAAAGAUUAGAGGAACAGCAAAGGAAUAUGGCUGAGAUACACGCCACACAAGUUAGACAAGAACAAGAGAGGGAUGCUGCUAUAGCUAUAGCGAUAGCGGCACAGUGGAUUAUUAAGUUCGAUAAACACAACCCUCCUACUUUUGAGGGAACCUUUGAUAUGCAAAUAGCCGAGGACUGGAUAACCCAGCUAGAAAAGAUUUUUAACAUCCUGAAGUGUCUAUCUGAGAGGAAGGCUCAGAUGGCAAUAUACAAGCUGGAAGGGGAGGCAAAUAGAUGGUGGAAGAACACCGAGCUGGUCCUUCAGGCCAACAACACCCUGAUCAACUGGGAGGUAUUCAAGGACCAAUUCUUCUUGAAAUAUUUUCCCCGAUCUGUAAGGGAUGAGAAAGAAACAGAGUUACUUACUAUAAGACAAGCAGCAAAUGAACCCUUCGAUGAGUACCUAGCGAGGUAUAUCAAGUUGUCUAGAUACUCUACUUACCCCCAGCGUAUGAAUGAUGAGUGUUGGUUAAUAGAGAAAAUGAUCAGGCGGUUGAAGCCUGAGUUGAGAGAGAAGGUAGCCCUAAGAUAG
Neltuma alba is the source of this 576-nucleotide messenger RNA. RefSeq lists its product as uncharacterized. Lineage: Eukaryota; Viridiplantae; Streptophyta; Magnoliopsida; Fabales; Fabaceae. The record is from RefSeq and is a predicted model, not a curated record. The transcript has 2 exons. The coding region runs from base 1 to 576 and encodes 191 amino acids.